AUGUUAGAUGAUAAAAAAAUUUACAUGGUUUUUCUGAAGAAAACUCUGAGAGAACUAACUGCUCUUAAUACAGAUUUCCAAAGUGACCAAGCUAAUUCUCUUAAAUUAAUGGAAGACCUCCUGCACUUGCUCGGAAUUACUAAAUACUACGUCAUGAGCGCAACUAUUAUCAAUUUUGGUUACUCAUUUCAUGAAGCACAAGUGGGAAUAGAGAGGAACGAUGUAUCCUGCGUCCAAGAAAGGUGUAUACAUUUUUUAGUUGAACUUUGUUACCAAAUUCAAUCUCGAUUACCGUCCAACAUUGAAGUUCUCGAAAAAAUAAACUUGUUAACUCCUGAAAACGCGACGAGCCAAGUAAGAAGACCUGAUAUUACAAAUUUAGCUACCAGCUUCAAGUCAUUAAUCAAUGAGGAUGUUGAUGCUACUGUCAGUGAAUAA
Psylliodes chrysocephalus is the source of this 438-nucleotide messenger RNA. The record is from the annotation of a GenBank genome assembly. NCBI's taxonomy places the organism in Eukaryota, Metazoa, Arthropoda, Insecta, Coleoptera, Chrysomelidae.